GCCCUGCAAUGCAUGGUGAGUUUUUGUUGGAGUACUUUUUGUGAAUGAUAGAGGCAGGGGAAAAACCAGACGGGAUUAGCAUUUUAGGAGUUUUGCUAGGGAGUAGGCAGUCAUGAGGGUCUUGAAGAUGAAGCAAAGAAGCUUUUUGAUGAGAUGGAAUCUGUUUAUGGAGUCCCUCGAGAGCCCAAGCAUUACGGGUGUAUGGCUGAUUUGCCUGGGCGAGCUGGGUUGAUCAAAGAAGUGACGGAAAUUAUAAAGGGUAUUCCUAAGGGUGGUGAUAUGUCUGUGUGGAGUGGUUUUCUUGGAGGGCGUCGGAUACAUGGGCAUGUUGAGAUUGCAGAGAAAGCAGCGAAGCACAAGUUGUUACUGGUCUGGUUUCUGUGUAUUAGAUUAAUAGGUUACUUUUGUUAGUUGAAGGCAGGGGUAUUUUUGCUGCUAGGUUUCCAGCUCCAGUCUCCUGUAUUUCCAAUUCUUCUGCAAAAAAAAAAAAAAAGAGCUUUUGGGGAUGGCUUCGCAUCAGCAUCCUAUGAUCGAUUUGGGUGUACUUGGUUCAAGCGGGCAGAGAAUCUAAUGAUAAGUUAUAGUGAAAAUAUCAGCAAAUAUCGAAAUGGAACAUGGCUCAAGAGUUGUGGAUAGUAUAGCUAUAUAUUGUAGAACAGAAGAAGAGCAGAUUCAUAUCCUUCGGAAUAUACCAUAUGGCUAUAACUUUAUUGUAGAACAGGAAUGAGAGUGGUACUAAAAAUUUCUUUUUAAUAUUUCUUGGAUGUUUAAUGUGUAUCAGGCAACAUUUGCAGUGCAAAAGGCCAGUCCAGUUUUUUCUUUCCUUGAACAAGAACAGAGAGUGAAGGACUUCACUUGACCCCUCUAAGACCCUCUGCUCUCAAAGAUAGUUUCCAAUGGUGCUUGGGGAAACUCUUCAUUGGAUAAGGAUCCUUCUGUCAUAUUAUUACAAAAGGCUGUAGUAGGACACGACGUGCCACUUCCUGAGCCAUCUACUGGGUGCUGUCUUGCUAACACUUCAACAUAUGUCACUUCAGGAUCCACGCUCUGCUACGUGGCUCUAUAAUUCUCUCCUUCUAAUCAUCCUGCCCUUUUUAUACCCCCAAGAACCCAAACCCUUUCCUUCAGCAAGCAAGCAAGGCUUAGAAUCUUCAUCUCGCCCAACCUUGGUGUUUUACACCUCAGACAACAUUUCUCAUUACUCCCAUCAUGGCUGUUAGAUCAAUGGGUUACUGGAAAUCAAUGGCUAGUCGCUUAAGAGGAACGGCGACAUAUGCAACAUCAACCCCACCAAAACUGAAGUCAUAUGCAGAAACAGCUGAUCAAUUCGGACAUCAGUAUCAUCAAGAAAGCAAGCACAGCAAGAAAGUAAGAGGUGACUUUGUGCCUGUUUAUGUAGCAAUAGGGAUGAUAACCGUCUCAAUAUCUCUUGGUCUUUACACUGCCAAGCAACAAGUACUGUAUGCACCGAAUGUUCGUGUAAGGAAGAAGACAAGAGAGACUGUACCUGAAGUGGUUGAUCCUGAUAAAGUGGUGGAUGAAGCUGAUAAGUUUAUCAGGAAAUCUUUCUUCAGGAAAGUAGCACAUGUUCAAGAGUUUGAUCACAAUGGGCUCCAGUAUUUGCCUGAUCCUUCUCGUAAAGACGUUUUCGCUCAAAAGCCUCGUGCUGAGACCCUUAAAGAUGUUGGGAUUGAUCCUAAAUCACAGCUUUGAGCUGUUCUGGACAAAAUGCAUCUCUUCUGCUCUUUUUUUUUCUGUUUUUUUUCCAUUUCUGAUGUUCUUUCUUGGGGUUAACCCCCUGCUUGUGCAGGAGGGAGGGAGUUUGCUGGACCUCCUUGCUUAACCAAUGCGAUUGUAAAUACAAGUGGUUAAAAUAAAGUCCAUUGCCCGAAUUCUUCUAAGACUUUGGGCUAAGCCUUUAAGCAUUA
Molecule: messenger RNA, 1928 nt
Organism: Populus nigra (black poplar)
Lineage: Eukaryota; Viridiplantae; Streptophyta; Magnoliopsida; Malpighiales; Salicaceae
Exons: 2
Coding region: 1210-1713 (167 amino acids)
Source: RefSeq, a predicted model, not a curated record